Messenger RNA from Canariomyces notabilis, 1215 nucleotides. RefSeq lists its product as uncharacterized. The record is from RefSeq and is a predicted model, not a curated record. The transcript has a single exon. NCBI's taxonomy places the organism in Eukaryota, Fungi, Ascomycota, Sordariomycetes, Sordariales, Chaetomiaceae. The coding region runs from base 167 to 796 and encodes 209 amino acids.
CUCGGGAACAUCAUCCAACUUUACCGCAAAAUAAUCAGCCUUACCGCCUCUCCCCCCAGAGCGUUCAGAGUGUUGGUUGUUCUUUGAGCAGCGUAUCAGAAAGGAUUGCUGUCUGAACAGCACAUAACAACACCGUAUUCAACCUCCACCAACCAAGCUGUUCACAAUGCUCCAGCCAGCACAUUCUCCAAGAAUCCCUAUAAAAGCCACAAUGGCUUCAGGAUUGGAAAGCAACUGGAAACAUGUCGUGCUUCGCGGCCUUCAUACUCUAAGCCACAUCUUCGGCCAUACUACAUCGUCACAGCGAAGACAUUCAACAUUCUCACAACGAAGACAAUCCUUGUUCUGCACCGCCAACGAGGAAUACGACAACAGCAACAUGGGCUCUUGCUCUUCCAGCCUCUCGGGCACUGCUAGGCGAAGCCGGUAUACCUCCGUACCAGCUACACCCUCCAGGCCUCAGUAUCGCCUCCUUCUGCACUGCACCCGCUGCGACCCCGGCAAGUGUCCCUUUACCCAGGAUGUCAACUAUAACGGGAAGACGCUUGCGCACAGGAGGGAUUCAAGCUGCCGCUCGGGUCAAGAGGGCCUGAGAUUGUGGCAUCUGGAGAUCGACUUUUGCGACUUGGCUGACCGGCAUCACAAGGCCAGAGGAGUCCUGGAUCGGUUCACGCAAGAUCAGAGUAUUGCUAUGGGUGACGGCGGGAAAAGAGCUGUGUAUGAGGAGCCCAUCUGCGUGGAGGACUUGCUCCAAGCGCUGCGUGACAAUGAGGUGGGCUAUUGGUCGUCGUUGUAGGGGCCAUGAGAGCAUGCCCAGACUUUGAGUUUGGAGAUUCUCAAGGCUAUGAAGGCACAUCAGGCCAGGAUGCAUUGAGCCAUGGUAGGACUUUUGGUGGGUUUGCUCUGGGCUUAGCCUCGACUUGCUGGUCGAGUUCAGCGGGCUGGAUGGCUACCAGCUGGGCCUACAAGAUGGUUAUUGGCCAGGUAAGGCCAUAUGAUUGGGAUUGUACGGACGGCUUUUUGCAUAGCAUUCGGUCUGGCGUAGAUCAUGAUACCCCCUGCUCAGUUUUGUCAUGAGUAAUCAGUACUAAUGAGAAUUUACACACCUCUUUCAACACUGAAUACCGCGAGUCUAGACCCAUUGCUGUGAGUAGGCUAUUCAUCACCCUUCUAUCUUCUCCUUGAUAUCAUGGAUGGCGUAGUUGGGAAGAGGCG